Culex quinquefasciatus (southern house mosquito) is the source of this 866-nucleotide messenger RNA. RefSeq names its product mediator of RNA polymerase II transcription subunit 29 (gene ix). The transcript has 3 exons. Gene Ontology annotation, molecular function: transcription factor binding; transcription coregulator activity. NCBI's taxonomy places the organism in Eukaryota, Metazoa, Arthropoda, Insecta, Diptera, Culicidae. Gene Ontology annotation, cellular component: mediator complex. The coding region runs from base 91 to 720 and encodes 209 amino acids. Gene Ontology annotation, biological process: regulation of transcription by RNA polymerase II. The record is from RefSeq and is a predicted model, not a curated record.
UUUACAUUCAAAAUAAUUCUAAUGUGUACUCCAGCUAGUGAUUGCUUGAGUUUAAUUCCACAAGUUUAUUCAAUUUAUUCGUGAUCCAAAAUGAUGAACCCCAUGGGAAUGCACAUGCAGCAGCCGGGCGUCGGCCCCGGCGGACCGGUUGGCAUGCCCGGAGGACCCGGCGGUCCCGUCGGGGUCGGCGUUUCGCCGGUCAUGAUGCAGAGCCCCCAGAUGCAGCAGCAGCAGGUUCAACAACAACAGCAACAUCAAGCCCAACAACAACAACAGCAGCAGCAACAGGCCCAGCAACCCGAAAAGGUGGACAACAUUGCCAAGGUUAAGGCCCUGGUUGGGCCACUGCGGGACGCACUGUCUACGACGAUCAAAACCUCGGCCCAGCUGCUGCAGCAGAACAACUUGAACGACGCUGGGACUAAGGGAGGUGACCUCAAUGCUCCGACUCCCAAAUUCGACAAACAUCUUGAGGAGUUCUAUUCGAUUUGCGAUCAAAUUGAGCUGAAUCUGAAAACGGCAAAACUCUGUAUGCAGCAGGGUGCCUCCUCCCAGCAGUAUCUGCCCAUUCCGGUGGCCCCGACGCAGCCCAAUCCGGCCGAAACGAACGCCCUCUCGUACAGCCAGUAUCUGGACGUGGUCAAGAUCCAGAUUGGCUACGCCAAGGAUAUCCACGAUACGCUCAUCUGCGCGGCUCAAAACAUUUCGCCCAGCGAAUAGCGCUAGCCGUACGGACCAGAGGAUGACGGAUGGCAUUCGGUAAGGUAAUGAAAGGUUUGCGUAAGCUUAUUUUUGAAAUCUGUGUCACUUUAUUGGAUAUGGCAACUAGAACUAGAAUCGUUUAAAAUAAAUUAAAAUUUAAGGAG